Molecule: messenger RNA, 5789 nt
Organism: Chrysoperla carnea
Lineage: Eukaryota; Metazoa; Arthropoda; Insecta; Neuroptera; Chrysopidae
Exons: 12
Coding region: 159-4052 (1297 amino acids)
Source: RefSeq, a predicted model, not a curated record
UGUUCUGAUUUUUGUGUUUUGUUUUUUAUUUUUUGUUUGUAAUUAUAAAUUUUUCUUUGAAUGACAUUCUUUGUGGAUCCAGUUUUUCCCUCCUAACCGGAUUAAUUACUUAAUUUAAGUUAUAGAAAUUAUGAUUGUGGUUAUUGUUGUCAUAUGAAAUGGGAAAUCAUAAUUCCCACGGGACGCGUCCAUCUUUGAAUCAACAGCAACAGUUACAUCAACAAUGGGCGCAUUCAUUUCCACGCGAUCUUCAACGCGUACCACAUCUAAAGGUUUUACCUGAAGAUGGUCUCAGCCAACGUUUACGAUCAACUGACAAUGGUGCAAUUCUUACUGCAGAAGGCACAAUUCGUGGUAGGCGAAAUAGUUUUCGAACGAGAGAUUUAGACGAUCCACAAGAACAUGUUGGAGUAUAUCGAACACGCAGUAUUCAUGAAGCUCAUCAUAAUUUUGGAGAAUUUCAAAGACCUCAUCAAAUGUACAGAGAUGAUAGUCAAUUUGCUAUGCAAGCAAAACGAUUUGGCUCAGAACCUGAUUUAAGAAUUCCAAACACUAAUAAUCAUUCAGCAUCAAAUAUAGAAGGUUUCGGUGCAAAAAGUCGAAUAUCAAGGGGUCGAAAAAAGUAUAAAGCUCCAGCUCCACCACUAGUAGGUUCUACAGGGGAAGGUUCAUCACCCGAUAGUUAUCAUUGGGAAUUAACAUCAGGUGGAGAUACGUCCGAUAGUGCAGCACCUCAAAGGAAAUUGCGACUAUUUAAAACGAGAGCUGAAACACAUCGACAUUCAAUGCAAUUAAAUGGACGAACGUCAAAUGAAUAUAAAGAAGACAUACGAGAAAAAUCUCAUUUACCAAUUAUUCGAACAAAUGGCCAUAACAAUAGUAACGAUGUUAUAUUUGAUUCCCGAAACUCUCAUAUUAGAAAUCGUAACUCAUUAGAUUUAGAAAAACGGGAGGAAAGGUAUACGAGAAGUAGUGAACGAUACGAGGAUAAGAAUGACGGAGGUGUAUUAAUUCGAAGUCGAGAUCGUGAGGUUGAUGUUCGAAAAUCGCAUCGAAAUUCAGCACCUCCCGUAAUGCACCGAAGCUUAAGUUCACCAGAAUUCCAAGCAGAGCUUCGAGCAGUAACACAAAAAUUACGAGUAAUUGAUCGAAGCAAAUUUGAACCAAUUGAGAAUAAACCUUUAGAAAAAAUCUCAGAAAACAAAAAUCGAAAUAUAAAAGAUGUGAAAAAUCGACGCAAAGCUCCAGACACCAAACAAACAAAAUCACGAGAGACAAAAGAAAGUAAAAUGAUUACCAUGGACCAUCAUAACAUUUUAGCGAAACAACGGCUAAUUAAAGGUUUUAAAGAAAAUAUUGAGAAAAAACAGACAGAAGAGCAUGGAAAAGAAGAUAAUCGUUCAAAGUACAACCGAACGUUAUCACAAGAAAGUGAAACAACAGAAAAUAUAAGCCGUGGGCAAGCAUCAGGAAAAGAAAGUACACCAGAACAAUCACCCACACGUAAAACAGAAGUACGAAAAACUUCCGAUGAAUUUAAAACGCCUGCAAAAACAUUUUACUUUGGAAUGGACACAGUUGAUUCUACGAUGCCAGCACAGGAAACUGCAAAAUUACCCAAUGGCAAUGAAAAAUUGCCACCAUAUAUAUUAGAUAAACCAACUCAAGUGCCUAUUAUUAGCCCGUACAAAAUACAACGGCAAAGUUCAUCUGAAUCAGCAUUAUCAAGUGAACCAGAUUUAGAUGACACUCAAACAAAUAGUCAGCAUGAUAUCUCAAUGCAUUUGAGACCAACAUUACCAAAAAAGCAAUUGGAUAUACCACGAUUUUCACCAGCAACAGCUUGGAGAUUAUUGUCAAUUGUAGAUACUACAAACCAAAAUAACCAUUUACAUGACAAUGAUGAAGUACCGGUUCUUAUCGAAGAGAGAAUUGAAAGAUUAGCUCGACCAACACCAAAUAUACCUCUAUUAGGGCAACGUUCAAGUCAUGAUAAAAGUGGAGACUCUGGAAUUUCCGGUGAUGCUGGGCCAGCAUUAAUGGAAGACAUUUCAGAUCCGCCGUUACCACCAAUCCCACAUUCCAAGAAUCAACAUUCACCGCCAACAACGAGACCUCCCAUAGUUGCAUGGACACCGCAACAAGAUUUAGAAGAAGAGGCAUCGAGUUCAGAUGGUGGUCUAGAUAUUCUUAAAGACACACCAACCGAUGUAAAAUUUCAUGCUAGAAAUCAUGUAUUUAGUUUGUCGUUACCAAGAGAAAGUCAUUUAGCACAAUAUGCUGAAAGUGACAAAGUUGCUAGAUCUUCGCAAGGAUUUAAUAGUUUACAAAAACUACGACGCUCAUUAGGUGCUGCAUUAAGUCACAAGACAAGAAUCAGUGGGGAAUCACCAACAGAUGUCGAUGACAAUUGGUUUUUAAGUACGUCUGCACCCAAUUCAUUAAAUCAUAAUUCACCAAUGUAUAGAUUAUCAAGGACGCAUAGCGAGGACGAUGAAAAACAUAUGACAUUAGACAAAGAACCAACCAUGUUAAAAUCACCAUCAUACACAUACCUAGCAAAUGGUGGUCAUGUGAUGUAUUUACCUUCGAUAGAACCAGAGAAACCAGAAAAAUCUACAAACUAUAACAAUGAUGAAAUGAUGUCGAAAGUAGAAUUAAGAAGUAAAAAUAGAUAUUCAGAAAAUAAUAAAUACCGUAACGAACGUGGACAAUCAAUUGAAAUACCUUGUCGAAAAGAAUUUGGUUUAGCAUUAAAACGCAUGCCAAUUUCAAAAUCAUGUGAAAACAUUUCAAACGAAAUGAAACAAAUUAAUCGAACACCAUCCCCAACCAGAAAACAACAAUCGCAUGUAUUGGACAUGAUUGAGAAAAAACAAAAUAAAGCGGGUAAAAUGAAACGUUUUACAUUCCAAAGUACGGUACGUCAAAUUGAACGAAAACGUAUUGCUGAACGAUUAUCAAAAGAAGCGGAACGUAAAGAACGUCAACGUAAAAGUGAGCUAGAAGCCAUGCGCCGAGUAGAGGAAGAAUUCCAAAAGAAGCGUGCACGAGAAAAAGCAUCGAUUCGUCAACAAUUACGAUUGUAUUCUUUAGAUGAAAAUAAUAAAAAUCAAUCGGGUAAUUGGGAAGAAUCACAGUUACGAUCAGAACCAGAUGGGGCAGUCUCGUCAUCACCAGCUCCAUCACCAACCAAUCAUAAUCAAAAAUUAUUUGCUAAAUCCAAAGACACCAAAACACCGUAUAUAAGCAAAUUAGUUGAACAGAAAAUGAGCAAAUCUCAACGUGAAAGGGAGCGAAGUAAUAAUAUGGAAAAUAUGUCACGAUCAUCAAAACGAUCCGAUAAUUUUGAGUCAAAUCAUAAACCAAGCCCAGAAGUAUCCAAACGAAUCAUCAAGAAUGAUCAUCGUUCUAGUCCAAUAGCGAGAGGUAGUGAUGAUGGUAGAAUCAAAACGGAAAUUUUAUCAGAAUAUCGGCAACCAACAAGAGAAUAUCGAGAUUACCGUGGUUUAUCAACUCGAAUCUCGAAUACUUUAGACAGUCCAAUAGAGCAUCAAACAACAGUACACCCACAGGUUGUUUACAAUAUGCCAAAAGCAUCCCAUGGCAAAUCUUAUCAUGAAGUUUGUGCAGUUGAGGGCAGUGUCAGUCCACAUUCCGACAAUUAUCGGCGAGAUUUUGCUCAUGGAGCUGUACCUACCAGUUCUGAUUCAGAGCUCUCCCAACCAAACACAAGAUCACAUUCACCACGACACCUGCCUCGGCUCAGAGCUAGAUCUGCAAGUCCAGAAUUUGAGACCGAAGCAAAUCAAAUCAACAUAACACCAACAACGUCUGAUGAAUAUGAUUUAGAAAAUACUCACUCUAGUACAAUCAUAGAAAAAUCAACCGAGAAUAAUAUAAUGGAUGAUGAAAAUGAAAAAUUAGACAUUAAUGAAUUUAUCCAAUCAAAAAAUAAUAAUGUUAUGGUAUCAGAAACAUUUACAUACUUUAAUCCACAGCCAUUUGUUGCUGGAAAAUGUUUUAAACCUGUGACAUUUCAAGCAAAAUAACAAUUUUUAAGUUACCUCACAAAAUGUAUUAUUUGUAUUGUGUAUAUAUUUAUAUUAUAGCAUAGAAAAUAUAUUCGGUAAUCAUUUAAAAAAAUGUACAGGGUGAUUCAAUAGUACACUGACACACUUCGAGCAGUGGUUUGCAAUAGAAGAAGCAAAAAACUUCAUAUGACCUAAAACUUUUCAUUUCCAAGAUACGGGGUGAUAAAGAUCUUUGGAAACGCAUCUCCAAGAGUGAAUUUUUGACGUCCUGUGCGGCAAUGUACUUUCGCCAAGGUUAACUUCGUCGCCUCAGAUGUCACGGAAAUCAUUGUGCAAAAUUAAAAAGUAUGGUUCAAAAAGUUGAGCGCCAGAGCUUUCUUCAAAAUGUUUCAUUUUGUUGGGAUGAUUCAAAAUUCGAUCCUGUGUCAGAAACAAGAAAUUGAUGCAUAUACAGUAUGUAGAUUGUGAUCUAGAAAAAGCCUCAACUGAAUCAGUCUGUACAUUCAAACGUUGAGUUUGUUUUGACGUGAUCCUUGGCUUCCACAAUUCCUUGCCGUACUCUGUAUCUCGAAAAUGAAAUGAUGCUUGAAAUCAUAUCGUUGAUAUUAAAUUUUUUGCUUCUAUUGAUACCAAAAACCAAUACAUUGAAGUGUGUCUGUAUAUUAUUGAGUUAUCCUGUGUAUACACAGUGUGCAAUGACAUAUGAUGUUGGUGGAGAGAAUAUGAAAUAAGGAAGGGAUAUAGAAUUGAUAGAAAAUUAAUUUAAGUGGUUCAAUUACCGCAUCUAGCGCCAUUGUAUAUUAUAUAUACAAACGUAUUUAUUUAGCUGUUACUUCAAUCCAUAAUUCAGCUUUUUUUUUGUUCUCGCCACCAAGAUCAAAAGCCAUAAGACUCCGUUGGAUUAUAUUAUAAAUUAUAUUAUAUAAAAACAAAAAACAAAAAACGCUCAAAUUUUUUAAGUCCAUGAAAAAACAGUCACUACAAACCUUGAUAAACUUUGGUACAGAAUUUUCGGAAAUUUUGGUAAACAUUUAAAAGUUCAAUUACGAUCCAAUAUGUUUUGUUAUUCAAAUUCCGAGUAAUCGAGUAAAAUGGAUACUGAAUCUGUAUGUAGUGUUAAAUUAAAACAAGUUUAAGUUUAAUUGAGUACUGAGACUUAUUUGACUCCAAUCACUUGUUAUAAAAAUAUUGAUACGUCAGUUAGUCAAAGGUUGACGUUACACCAGCAUUCCAUUUAUCAAUAAUCGAUUUUUCUAUAAAGACACAUGGAGUUUUAAUACUAACUAAGUAAUACUGAGCGAUUAAUUCGGCUAGACGCAGUCAAUAUAAUAUAUAAUUUUUACGUACGUCAUUAACAUGCCUCAAUUAUAUUUAAAGUUAACGAUAAUAAUAAGUUCAUACAAUAUUACCUCUACCCCUUGUCCACACCGUCAAUGGUGCUCAUUCAUUAAAAUAAUAGAAAUGUUCUGAAAAUUAACCAGCAUUAACCAGCAUGAAAUCAGCAUAGAAAAUUUUGACCGUUGAUGGGUUAAUUACUAAUACACGUCAACAUGUGCUGAUCAUACCGUACUGAAUUUCAAAAAACCCGUAUUAAUUCAUAAAACAUUUACAUUCAAAAAUAAUUGACUGUGUGAAAUCUUAGUACAUAUAAUUGCGAGCGUGAAGUCGGAUUUUUGAAUAGAAUAACAAUUUAAUUUGUAAAAUAUUUAAUGUUUAAAAUGUAUAUUUUUUAAAGAAAAUAAAUUAUAUAUAAAG